Messenger RNA from Lacerta agilis (Sand lizard), 2511 nucleotides. It is a transcript of the gene RDH10, whose product is annotated as retinol dehydrogenase 10. Bases 305 to 1330 code for a protein of 341 amino acids. NCBI's taxonomy places the organism in Eukaryota, Metazoa, Chordata, Lepidosauria, Squamata, Lacertidae. Gene Ontology annotation, cellular component: lipid droplet. The transcript is spliced from 6 exons. The record is from RefSeq and is a predicted model, not a curated record. Gene Ontology annotation, molecular function: oxidoreductase activity, acting on the CH-OH group of donors, NAD or NADP as acceptor.
GAGGUGCCCGCGAGCGCCCUUAGGGGGCUUGGCCGGUGCCUAGCGCAGAGUUCCUACCUUAAGCUUGCGCGCUCCCUUCGCUGUCCGAGGAGACGGAGAGCAGGCAGUUUCUGCGCCCCUGGCUAUGCUCCGGCGCGCUGCCCCUUGCUGAAUUGUCGAGGCGCGCACGCUCUCCCGGCUUCUCCGCGCGGGGGGACUCCGAAGUAGCCUUUUUUAGCUGCUGCUGCUGCUGCUCAAUCGCCCGCUUCUUCUCCUCUCGCUGCUCCUCCCGGCUGCCCGACCCCCUUCCAAGGGAGCCGCCACCAUGAACAUCAUCCUGGAGUUCUUCGUGGUUACCUUCAAGGUCCUCUGGGCGUUCGUGGUGGCCGCCGCCAAGUGGCUCAUGCGCCCCAAGGAGAAGAGUGUGGCGGGGCAGGUGUGCCUCAUCACCGGCGCUGGCAGUGGGCUGGGCCGCCUCUUCGCUCUGGAGUUUGCCCGCCGCCGGGCGCGCUUGGUGCUCUGGGACAUCAACACGCAGAGCAACGAGGAGACGGCGGGCAUGGUGCGGCACAUCUACCGGGAGAUCGCCGAGGAAGCCGUGGUCGCUGCUCAGAAAGCUGGACAUGGUGAAGAAGUGGUACCUCACUACAACUUGCAAGUCCACACAUAUACUUGUGACGUGAGCAAAAGAGAAAACGUAUACACAACUGCUGAGAGAGUUCGCAAAGAAGUUGGUGAAGUCUCAGUCCUGGUUAAUAAUGCUGGUGUGGUUUCUGGACACCAUCUCCUGGAAUGUCCUGAUGAACUUAUUGAAAGGACCAUGAUGGUUAACUGCCAUGCACACUUCUGGACCACUAAAGCAUUCCUUCCCAAAAUGCUGGAAUUGAAUCAUGGACACAUUGUGACUGUUGCAAGUUCCCUUGGCCUAUUCAGUACCGCUGGAGUGGAGGAUUAUUGUGCCAGUAAAUUUGGAGCAGUGGGUUUUCACGAAUCUUUGAGCCAUGAACUGAAGGCAGCUGAAAAAGAUGGCAUUAAAACAACAUUGGUCUGUCCUUACCUUGUAGACACAGGAAUGUUCAGAGGCUGCAGAAUUAGAAAAGAAAUUGAGCCUUUCCUUCCACCACUGAAGCCAGAUUACUGUGUAAAACAAGCAAUGAGAGCUAUACUUACAGACCAACCUAUGAUUUGCACACCUCGCCUGAUGUAUAUGGUCACUUUCAUGAAAAGCAUCCUGCCUUUUGAAGCAGUUGUGUGUAUGUACCGGUUUUUGGGAGCAGACAAGUGCAUGUACCCUUUCAUUGCUCAACGAAAACAGGCCACAAAUAACAACGAAGCAAAAAAUGGAAUUUAACGUUUUACAAAGGACUGGUGUUUGUAGCUGAAUUAUGUUCAAAACUUAAUGACUGAAUUGUGAAGUGCACUUGCAGUUAGCAGAUGCAAUAGUUAACAUUUUACUGUGGUAUUCUCUUGGAUCCUAUACCUGUAUAGUGAACAGAAAAUCAAUGUUUUUACAUACUGUAUAUAAAGUAAUAGAAUUCUUGGAAACUGUGAUGGGCAAAGUGAAUUUAUAAAAUGUAGUGGUCACCCUUGUCCCUUUUGAAACUUCACUAAAUGUACAUUAACAUUCUACUCUUUUGUAAACAAACUGUGUAAGAUUGCUCCUAAGAUGGCCAUUCAACCAGAAGAUGCAAUUGUUUCAGCAACUAUUAUAUUUCCUUGUAUUUUCUGUGGGCAAGCAUUUUAAAACAAAUGUGGUGAAAUAGCGGGGCGGUGUUUCAUGGGUUCACCAGGCUAUGUAGAACAGAUAAAUUUCAGUGAAAUUCUGCCAUGUAACACCUACAUCCAUUGAACACUAAAUCUUUCCUAACUCAACUGGAAAAUGUGCAUUUUAUGAAGUUUUUGGAAUGAAGUAAUGCAGGACUUUUUCAUUCCAUUACUGAGAGAGACUCCCCUCUUUUCCCCACUCCAAAUAUUUUUAAAGUUGGUAGCUUCUUAAAGCUAAUUUGUGUUUUGAGGUGGCAAUGGCGUAUCUAAAUUAUGGCCAGAUAUCAUGGCAAAACCCUUUCCGCCCUCCUCAUUGCUCUCAUAUGUAAAUAUUACUUUACCCUAGCUCUUGUCUAAAAUUCAAAAGCAAUCAAGCAAGGUGGGUAAAAAAAAUAAGUCUUCAUUCUUAUGCCAGCUAAUUUGCAAAGAUACGAUUAAUGCUGGAUGCAACUUGACUGUUUUAAGGAUGGAAAGGGUGUGUAAAUGUCUCUUCACGAACAUCUUUAAAAAGUGUUCACAUUGUAGAAGCAGUUGGUGUUUUUUUUUUUGUAAAAAACAAACAAACAAUUUUGUGCCUUGAAUCUGAGCAUCUGUAUUAGUGGAAUAUUGUAACGGUGAACUUCUACCUCUAUAUCUAAAUGUAUACCAUCCGCUUGUAAAUUUACUAUAAAACAAAUCCUGUGGUGACCUUUUUUUUUUUAGAAUGUCAUGUUAAAUAGUGACCAACUUUUGUGGUUAUUAAAGUGAGCCACUUUGUUCUUUAAGCAA